This is a messenger RNA of Leguminivora glycinivorella, 3904 nucleotides long. RefSeq names its product catenin alpha-like. Gene Ontology annotation, molecular function: cadherin binding; actin filament binding; beta-catenin binding. The coding region runs from base 8 to 1084 and encodes 358 amino acids. The transcript has 10 exons. Lineage: Eukaryota; Metazoa; Arthropoda; Insecta; Lepidoptera; Tortricidae. The record is from RefSeq and is a predicted model, not a curated record. Gene Ontology annotation, cellular component: catenin complex; adherens junction. Gene Ontology annotation, biological process: cell migration; cell-cell adhesion.
GUGCUCCAUGGUGACCCAGGAGAUGGAUAACUACGAGCCGUGCAUCUACACCAAGCGCGUGCUGGAAGCAGUCACCGUGCUCAGGGAUCAAGUGAUGUCAAAAUUCGCGGUGCGCGUGGACGCGGCCGUGUCUGCUCUGGGAGGAGGCGCCGGUUUGGAUGAAAACGAGUUUAUCGACGCGUCCCGUCUGGUGUAUGACGGCGUGAGGGAGAUACGGCGCGCCGUGCUGAUGAACCGGACGAGCGACGAUCUCGACACAGACACGGAGUUCGAACCCGUCGAAGACAUGACCAUGGAGACUAGAAGCCGAUCGAGCGCGCACACCGGGGAACACGGUGUGGACGAGUACCCUGACAUCAGCGGCAUCACCAACGCUAGGGAAGCCAUGCGAAAGAUGACAGAGGAAGACAAACGCAAGAUCCUGCAGCAAGUGGAGCUGUUCCGCCGCGAGAAGAUGACGUUCGACAACGAGGUCGGCAAGUGGGACGACGCGGGCAACGACAUCAUCACGCUCGCCAAGCACAUGUGCAUGAUCAUGCUCGAGAUGACGGACUUCACCAGGGGCCGCGGUCCUCUGAAAACCACCAUGGACGUCAUCAACGCAGCCAAGAAGAUCUCCGAGGCUGGCACCAAGCUGGACAAACUCACUAGGGAGAUCGCUGAACAGUGCCCAGAAUCUUCCACGAAGCAAGACUUACUGGCGUACCUGCAGCGUAUCGCCUUAUACUGCCACCAGAUACAGAUCACCAGCAAAGUGAAGGCUGACGUGCAGAAUAUCUCCGGAGAGCUCAUCGUUAGCGGGCUCGACAGCGCUACGUCUCUCAUCCAAGCGGCCAAGAACUUGAUGAAUGCCGUCGUGCUCACGGUGAAGGCGUCCUACGUCGCUUCUACCAAGUACACGAGGCAGGGAACCAUCGCUUCCCCAAUAGUGGUGUGGCGCAUGAAAGCCCCAGAGAAGAAGCCCCUCGUGCGUCCUGAGAAGCCCGAGGAGGUCCGCGCCAAGGUGCGCCGCGGCAGCCAGAAGAAACAACCAAGCCCCGUGCACGCGCUGGCAGAGUUCCAAUCACCGGCCGAGAGCGUUUAAUGUGGGGAAGCUGACAUUCACCACGCAUCAGCAUCACGAAGUAGAAAAUUAUAAGCAUUUGUUCAACAUUAAGCUCAUAUUUAUAUUCCAAAAGUGUGAUUUUCUUUUAAUGUAUUGGAAAAAUAUUUUUUACAUUUUUAUUCAUUAUUAUUUAAUCUUAUUUCGAUGGGAAAUAUGUAAUCACAUACCUGUUACUUUUUAUAUGUUCUCUAUUAACACAAAUAGUCAAUGCGGACAUUAUAUUAAAAUUAACAACAAGAAAUCGGCAGACACAGCUCAAUCUGAACAUAUCGAAAAUGAUAAUUGUUUCAGAAUUAUUUUGACAAUAACUUAAGUACUUACUAAAAUAAUACACACUUUUAACAUUUGCAUUGACUAUCUGUGUCCGAACAUUAAGUAAAAUAAAUAACAUUCAUGAUACUAUAAAGAAAGGUUUAAAAGAACUUUAACACUUGGUUAAAAAGUAUUAAAAUUGAGGUUAAUUUUGUUUCACACAGAUACAUUUUUAAACCACACUUAGUGAACCACUCCUCCUCGUGUGAGACUUAAACGCACCACUUCAGGAUAAGAGCUAUUAAAAUCCCGCUCUACCAACUAAGCUAUCGAGUCUCACCCGAAGCUCAAACUUUUUUUUAAUAUUUUUAUACUCGUUUGAUUAUAUAUUUCUCAUCCCGUAGUUUAAGUAUGGUUUGCGUUUGUAACAGAUACAAGGAAGCCAUCAAUGAUUGUGUGACGCCUAACGUACAAUAAGGCAGCCAAAUGUAGGUCCGGUAGUUUUAUAUCCCGUAGGUAAAUCAUACUUUUCACCGUUAUAACAAAAUCUAGAAAUAUUCGAAACGAGUGAUAUUCGAAAAGAAAUUCAAAACGAGUGGCGAUACAUUAAAACACGAACGUAGAGAUCGAGUUGCGAAUGACUUAUUCGCACAUGUAAUAUAUCUGUGCUGUAAUAUAGCGCCAUAUGUAUUGUAGUGCUUUAUGAAAACUCAUUUUUACUAUUUCAUUGGGGUAGGUACUAUUUAAAUGACCAUAAAAACACAACUACUUAUAGAAUUUCAGAAAAAAACAUAUUUUUACGUGCGUUAACAAACAUUUUGGGGCCUUUUUUUGAAAUUCUUAGAUGGCCUAAAUUAUAUUAUUUUUUGACACUUUUUUUUCUCUUAUGAAUAUAGCAAAAGUUAGUCCUAUACAUUGUGCCCCUUUCUAAUGCUCAUAAGUGUUUUUGUUUUAACGGUGUCAAGUUUGUAGCAUAUAUUAUAUAACUAUGAAUUAACGAAUGUAACGAAAAGUAUUAAAAUUAACAUUAAUGUAUAAGAAAGAGCUGUUCGUUUAUUUGUUACGACAAAUUAUUUAUAUUUUAUCAUUAAGUUAGUUAAGCAAUUACUAACAUUUUGUUUAAUAUGUCUUACUUGCAAGUUAAUUUUUUUCGGUUUUACCUUAAGUUUAACAAUGACAAAUUUUCUUAACCUAUUCUUAAAGGAUCGCUAUCCAUUGCAUUAACUGCUUACUUUGACAGCUGGUGUAGAUGGCGCUGUAAAACUACAGUAACAUUAGUUUACUUAAAAUCCAAUGAUAUGCAUGCCACUUAAUAUGGCGCAGUAAAGCGCCAUCUAUUUUAGCUGACAAACAAGGAACAAGAGAAUUUCUAUACUCAAAAAUAAAUGCAAACGCAAUGAUGCAGCAUAUAUCUAUGUAUUAUUUUACAUACCUUACUGUUUUUUUUUAUAUUUCAUGAGAUUUUCUAUUGACAAUACACUAAAAUAAUGCUACUUUUCUAAGUAGGGAUAUAAUCAUUUAUAUUGUAUUGUUUAGUUUUAAGGGCAGCUCUCAAAAUUUACUAUCAGAACUUAGAUAUAUGUAUAAGUAAGAAAUACAUAGCAAUACUUUAUAUACCUUGUACUUUAUGUAACCGAUUCUUAUUUAAUAUCAUUUGAAGUACAUAUUUAACCUUUUAUUAAAGAAAUUUUCUUUCUUUCUUUUCUUGUAGGUACAUAUAUAACCAGUACUUACCGCGACAGUAAAUUGUUAAGUUUAACCCUUAAAUGCAUAGUGAUGUAUAUAUGCAUCAUUCAUUUUUGACUCUAUUGGCAGCAUGUCAAAAUUCAAAUUUGAAUAAAUCUUUGUCAAGGUCAUGCAUUUAAGGAUUAAUAUUUGAAUUUAAUAUCGGAAUUAAAAUUCAUAUCAAUAAAAACCAUAUACAUGAAGAUGUAAUUUACGAAAAGGUUAAAUUUGUACAUCUAUAUGUUUUAUUUUUUUUUACUUAAAAGACGUCCGAAUAUAUAACCGAAAUAUUUUUCGCCAUUUUUUUAGUUUUUUUCCGUAGAAUAUUUAACUUGCAAUUUAUUGUUAAAACAAUAUUAAAUAUGUAUUCUUGCCACAUACACAAGUAAAUCGGACGUCAGUUUAUAUAAAUUAAUAUCACUAUUAGACUUAAACAAUGUACUCGUUGUACCCUCUAUAUCCCAAAAAACAUGUGCAUGCGAGUUUUGAAAGGGUUUUUUGAUACACAUGAGAGUAAGUUAAAUCUCGAGUUUGCAAUAUUCUUAAACCUUGAGCUACAAGCAAUGUUUUGCAUCGCACUUGCAAUAUAAAAAAAGUUUAAAUAAUGUACUAGAAAUUUCAUAAUUCCCUGGGGAGUAGGAUUUUUUUAUAACUCCCGCUCCGCCUGCGUGCAUUUGCACAUUUACUGUGGGAGUGUGAUGAAAAAUUUGUUUUAUGGACAAGCUUAAAAAAAAUCAACACUGAACCGCUGUCAAAAUUCGUAGUAAAUCAGUAGAACUAUUAUUUACUAGCUUUUGCCCGCGGCUUCGCUCGCGUUAGAAA